AUGUCUACGCUUCCGAGAACUCUCAGCAACCUCCGCAAGGUCGGAAUCAAGGACUACUUCAAGCAAAUGCUGUACAUCGUCCGAACUCGCUGGGUCGAAUAUGCCAAGCACGAUUACGAUGCUGCCCAGGUCGACCCAGGCUGGCACGCCUGGCUUGCCUAUAUGGUAGAUAAGCCUCCCACCCAGGAUGGCCUUCUCCAGACCAAGGCCCGAUCCGCCAUUCCCAACUACACAGGCACGAGGAGCGCUUUCAAGACUUAUAACACGCUUUACCUCGUUUACGACUCUUAA
Molecule: messenger RNA, 291 nt
Organism: Parascedosporium putredinis
Lineage: Eukaryota; Fungi; Ascomycota; Sordariomycetes; Microascales; Microascaceae
Source: the annotation of a GenBank genome assembly